AGUAAAGUUAGUCUCGGCAUGUUUAAACUUGCAGUUGUCAAGAUAAGCAUUUUCAAGUGAAUAUUGCGUGGAUAAACCAUACAAUGGAAAUUUGCCAUCGUGUGUUUUUUGUCGUAGGGGCUUUUAUUUUUACUACUGUUAUGACAGAAGUCGAAUUAUAUUCCAACCAAAAAUGUGCAACAGGAUUUUACGGGCCGAAAUGCGAAUUGCCAUGCCGCCACCCAAACUAUGGGGAACUGUGCCACUUAAAAUGCGAAUGUAUAAAGCAAUAUUGUAAUCAUAUUACAGGCUGUCAAGACUAG
Magallana angulata is the source of this 302-nucleotide messenger RNA. RefSeq names its product multiple epidermal growth factor-like domains protein 10. Bases 84 to 302 code for a protein of 72 amino acids. Lineage: Eukaryota; Metazoa; Mollusca; Bivalvia; Ostreida; Ostreidae. The transcript is spliced from 3 exons. The record is from RefSeq and is a predicted model, not a curated record.